Molecule: messenger RNA, 1378 nt
Organism: Homalodisca vitripennis (glassy-winged sharpshooter)
Lineage: Eukaryota; Metazoa; Arthropoda; Insecta; Hemiptera; Cicadellidae
Product: E3 ubiquitin-protein ligase rnf146-like
Exons: 3
Coding region: 249-1031 (260 amino acids)
Biological process (GO): ubiquitin-dependent protein catabolic process; Wnt signaling pathway
Cellular component (GO): cytoplasm; nucleus
Molecular function (GO): ubiquitin protein ligase activity; zinc ion binding; poly-ADP-D-ribose binding
Source: RefSeq, a predicted model, not a curated record
UCGUCAUAUGAAUACCAAGCAAAAAAAAUUAUGACAGUUGUCAAAAUGAAAACACCAUAACAGUCAAAACCUAAAUCAAUGUGUAAUUGUCAUGGCCACUGAGAAUUAGUUAUAUUUUUCUUUUUGCUAAUUAGUAAGAAAUUUUCCUUAAAACUACAAAGUAAAUUUAAUUUAUUCAAUUUUUAUUUCUUCUUGUUGUAGAGGGACAUUAAGGAGGGGAUUAAAACAGGACUAAUUUUUAAAAUAAAAUGGCUGACGGGAGGAAAGCUGGUUCCAGUGGAGGAAGAUAUCUUUAUAAAAGAAGAGCAAAGAAAUCAAAACCUGUUGAAAUAGAAAUAUCGGAUUCUUCAAGCGACUCAAAUGAAGAUAAUGAACCGCCAAUUUCCUUUCCAUCUACUGUACCUCCAUCCAAGUCCACCACAACUCCCAUGCCUCCUACAUCAGAGAACCCCACAACCACAAUGGAAUGUCCUGUAUGCCUGCAGCCCUGCAUCCAUCCGGCUCGACUACCUUGUGGUCACAUCUUCUGCUUCCUGUGUCUCAAGGGUAUCGCCCAACAAUGCAAACGUUGUGCCAUGUGUCGCCAGGAGAUUUCACCAGACUAUCUCGACAGACCAGACUUGCUCCAGGCUCCCGAUUCUCAAAAUGAGAAAGAAGCAGAAACGUUUGAGGACGGCUACCAGUGGUUUUACGAAGGCCGAAAUGGUUGGUGGCAGUAUGACGAACGCACAAGUCGAGAUCUAGAAACGUCGUACAAGUCGGGAACUCGGACUUGUGAACUUCUCAUCGCCGGGUUCCUAUACACAGCAGACUUUGACGAAAUGGUGCAGUCACGCCGCAACGAGCCUCAUCGACGCAGACGAAUCAAACGGGACUUGGCAACAAUACCUAAGAAGGGAGUAGCGGGAAUUCGGUAUGCCGUAAACAUAGAUUGUGUCUCGGACCAAUUAAGCUCUCUCACACUGAAUGAUCCUCCAUCAGAUUCAGAGAGAACGGGUAGUACCUCCAUGGCAAGUUGUGAUACGCUUUAAACGUUUCCAUAUUUUAGCUCGGAGUAAGACGUGUUUAUGUUAUACUCAUUAUUAACUCUCAUUUAACUGUCAGCAUGACAGUACCUUAUUUUCCAUUAGCAAACUAAUGUUGAAUAAUGAUUUGUAAAUACUAAUCCUAUUACAGUAAAAAUGUCCUAUACUCGUUAAGGUGUGAGAACAUGUCUGCUAUAUGUACAUAGUAUUUGUGACAUCUUCAAAUGAGAUGUGUUACUUAUAAUAGGAAUAUGUUGUUGUGAAGUUCAAGAUGUCUAGGUUGAAGUUGUAUGCAAGUUUAUUUUGAUAAUUUAUGGUCAUUAUUGGUAUAACAAAUACAAUAUUUUAAACUA